UGAAACGAAGUUUCCUAGUAGUAGCACACUACUGUGACAGCAUUUAGCUUUCAGAUGUUUCACUUUCUGUUUAACUGUUAACGCAAGGAAGGUUUCGGUAGUUAGCGGUCACCGACGAUUAUCCUCUUCGCUGCAAAGGACUGAAGAGCAACAUUCCCGCUAUGUUUGCGCCAAUAGGUUCCAAUUAGCCGGUUAUUAAAGCUGAUAGCUAACUGCUAACAGCUAGCAUUGCUAUCUAACGAUUUCGCCGGUACAGGCGGACCUCUUUGUCUGACAGGGGAAGGCGUGCUCUUUUGUUAGGCUUUUCCCUUUGUCCAUACGGGAAAGAGGAACCGUUGGGCCACUAUUUCGCAAUUAUCUGCAGAUUUGAAAGUAUUUAGAAAAUGCAAAUCGCGAAAAAAUACUUCACAGAAGGCCUGAUUCAGUUAACGAUCUUACUCAGUUUGAUUGGAGUUCGUGUGGAUAUCGACAGCUACUUAAGCGGAUACUAUACGCCUCUGAUAGAGAUUAACUUGGGUCCUAGCUCAGCCUACACCCAGACACCCUUUCAUAAUUUGAGAGACACUCUUGACGGAUACAGUGUGCACCCAAAAUGUCCCGAAUUGGACUAUUUCUUUGCAAGUCGCCGGCUACUUGACGAAGUGAGGAACCUCGGCUCACCGCGGUUCCCCACACAGUUGAACGCAUGGCUGGUGCACCAAGUGUCUGCUACUGACAGUGCUGACUGUGGGCCUUCAACCAGCAGCAACAAUGACACCAACACGGUGCUAGAAAGCAACGGGGACGAAGCAAGACAUGACAAUCAACACCUGUCUGACAGUGGCCAAGAGUUGUGCCAAACAACCACUGAUCGCGGACAUGGGCCUUGUAGAGCUGGAGCCAGUGGGUUUCUCAAAGAGGAGGAGGAUGCCACAGUUAAAGAGGAGGAAGAACCUGUCCCACUUACUCAGCUGGCUCACAGUUCCUCACUGGAACAAGAGAGUCUGCUUGAAGGCAUCACUGCACUGUCUGAUCCAGCACGCCAUCUUCCUCCUGCCAUUGAUAUUGACCAGCACUGGAGCAGUUUACUCUCUCUGUCUGUUACUGACCUUGACGACUUGGACUCCCUUGUCACUGAGCGUCUGCCAGACCUCAACACAGACAUCACCAGCGCCAUCAGCCAGGAUGUCAGUCUGCACGAUGCUAUGGUAACCAGUGCUGGAGUGUUUGAUGCAGUGUCUGAAAGAAUUGAGCCCAGGCCGGUCACCCAACAACAAAGACCCCUCUUCCGACUGGAAUCCACAGGCUCCUUACAGUCAAACGCAUCACCAGGGAUGGCAGUGGGCCUGGCUGCCCUCCCCUUUGCUUCAGUAUGUAAUUUAACUGGAGAUGUGUCAUCACAUAGUGCGCUGAGUGGCUGUCUAGAUGAGGCAGUGUUUGACCAGAUCAAUCAGCUUGGUUUGGAAGGCUUGGACACCCAACUGAUGGGUUCUCUGGAGAGCAUAGACCCACAGGUCCUUGGGGACUUGGACUCGGACUCUGGUCUCUCCUUGGAGAGCAGCUCUGGAGGUCCAGUCUCCCCAGACUCAUCCGAGAUGUCGUCGUCAUCCAGUUCAUACUGUGAGGAUGAGUGUGGAGCUACAGGCUACAGCAGUGAAGCGGAUUCAAUCCCCUCAAAAGGCAUCAUGGACUACAGCUCCAUGUGGUCACCUAUUGAUCUGAGUGAGAGUGUGUGGCAUGACCACAGCUACUCAUCUCCUGCUUCCUUCAACCAGCCAUCAGUGACAUUUCCUCACAAAGGUAUCAAAGAGGAGCCUCUCAGCGAUGAUGAUGAUGAUGGGCCAAAGUUUGAAGACAGGGAGCUGAGUCGUGAUGAGCUCCGUGCCCGUGCCAUGUGCAUCCCGUUCUCUGUCCUGCAGAUCGUCAACAUGCCUGUGGAGGAGUUCCUCGAGGUCCUCGACGGUCACGGCUUCUCCCCGGAACAGGUGACCCUCCUGAGGGACAUUCGCAGGCGGGGGAAGAACAAACUGGCAGCGCAAAACUGCCGGAAGCGCAAACUAGAUGCUAUCAUGGGUCUGCAGGAGGAAGUGGAGAGGCUGCAUGCUCAGAGAGAUAGACUACUGAGGGAGAAACAGCUUACAGCCAAGACAAUGGGUGCUGUUGGCCAGCAGAUAAGGCAGCUGACCAGAGAUGUCCUGGCCCGGCUGAGGGAUGAUACAGGACGGCCCCUGAACCCAGAAAGAUUCACCCUGCAGUGCGGGGCUAAUGGGAGGGUUGUGGUUCAGCGUGUAAGACGGCCUGCUGUCUCCACAUCAACAGGCAACAAAACAGACAAGAGAAAGAAGGAGAAAAAGCAAUAAUGCAGUAUUGCCAGCUGAGACUUGAGCUUUUAGGUUUUUGGAUAUUUCUGAACUUACUUGCCUGACUCUGGUUUUGGGAUCUCCUCUUUUGUAAAAGUGUGUGUGGAUUCACCGCUGUUGGGAGCCUAAAUUGGCAAAAGCUGCAAAAAAGAAAAGAAACUCAGAACACAGAUAAAUAAAUAAAAAAAAAAUCUCUGUAAAUAAAAUUUCUCAUGGGGGAAAUGUAGCUUACACACUGGACAUUUUGUUUUGCUUAUGGAGUUGGACAAGGCACCCACGGCAGUUCAAGGGAUCAGCUAAGCUGCUGGCGAAGCUACCGGUCUCUCCUUGUGCCUGUUAACAUUAAAGUAAUUGAGUCUUUCUGUUUUUACAAGCAAAAACAUGGACAACCAGGCAUGUCUUUAGUCAGCAUGGCCAGCAGUGCGACACUUGCUGGAAAGAGAUCUCGGAGGAGGAUUCUGUUUGUUUGUUUGUUUGUUUUCUUGUUGCCUCUCUGUGUAUACUUUCUCAGUAUAAGGAGGAGGUUAAAGAUUGUAUUUAUUAAAGUUUCUGAGGUGUCUGAAAUCCUUACAUGCAACAUGAGACUGUCGAGGACAGUAUCUUUUCUUCAUAACGGCAAGUUUAUCUCAAAGUGGUGAGAAUUAUGGGACAUAACCUAUCUAAAGUUUACAGGUUUGAUUCAGAUAUCUGAGGGCAUGUACU
Epinephelus moara (kelp grouper) is the source of this 3041-nucleotide messenger RNA. RefSeq names its product nfe2 like bZIP transcription factor 3 (gene nfe2l3). Gene Ontology annotation, biological process: regulation of transcription by RNA polymerase II. The transcript is spliced from 5 exons. Bases 384 to 2339 code for a protein of 651 amino acids. Gene Ontology annotation, cellular component: nucleus. The record is from RefSeq and is a predicted model, not a curated record. Gene Ontology annotation, molecular function: DNA-binding transcription factor activity, RNA polymerase II-specific; RNA polymerase II cis-regulatory region sequence-specific DNA binding. NCBI's taxonomy places the organism in Eukaryota, Metazoa, Chordata, Actinopteri, Perciformes, Serranidae.